ACAGCCUGACAAUAGAAGACAACAGAAAGACAGUGAGCCUCCAUCUAUGUCCAUCCCAUCCACAUCCAAGUCGUCCCAGACCGUGUCAACAUGGCAUGGUUUUGGGCAGAAGGUGCGUCUCCUGGCCCCUUACCUGUGGCCCCGGGGCAGCCUGCCUCUUCAGGUAAUGGUCCUGCUCUGUCUGGCCCUACUGGCCAUGGAAAGGGUCAUCAACGUCUUCGUCCCCAUCUACUCCAAAAACAUAGUGAAUAAUCUGUCUGAUGGCAGCAGCUGGAGGACCCUGGCCACCACCGUGUGUAUUUAUGUCCUGCUCAAAUUCCUCCAGGGUGGAGGGGCAGGUACAUCAGGGUUUAUCAGUAACCUGAGGUCCUUCCUGUGGACGCAGGUCCAGCAGUACACCAGCAGGGUGGUUCAGGUCCGUCUGUUUGGUCACCUCCACUCCCUGUCGUUGCGCUGGCAUCUUGGGAGACACACUGGGGACGUUCUGAGUAGUGUAGACCGAGGAACAUCUUCUAUCAACAACCUGCUCAGCUACAUCAUCUUCAGUAUCCUGCCCACCAUCGCUGAUAUAGUCAUCGCCAUCCUCUACUUUGUAUCCUACUUCAGUGCCUUGUUCGGCCUCAUCGUCUUCAUCUGCUUGCUGAUCUACCUCACUUUCACCAUCCUGAUCACUGAGUGGAGGACCAAGUACAGACGAGACAUGAACACUCAGGACAACAACGCCAAGUCUAAGGCUGUGGACUCGCUGCUCAACUUUGAGACGGUGAAAUAUUACAAUGCUGAGGGGUAUGAAGUGACCUGCUUCGAGGAGGCAAUUCUGAAGUACCAGCAGUCAGAGUGGAAGACCAACGCCUCGUUGGCCCUACUGAACCAGACCCAGAACCUGAUCAUUGGCUCAGGGCUAUUAGCAGGUUCUCUGCUCUGUGCUUACAUGGUCACAGAAGGCCAGUUCCAGGUUGGUGACUAUGUCCUGUUUGGCACCUACAUCAUCCAGCUGUACACUCCUCUCAACUGGUUUGGUACAUAUUACAGACUAAUCCAGAGUUCCUUUAUUGACAUGGAGAACAUGUUCAAGAUCUUAACAGAACACAGAGGGUUGUGGGACUGUGGGACCUUGGGCUGUGGGCUGUGUUGCUGUGUGACUGUGAAAGACGAUGUCAGCGCCACAGACCUCCAGUUGACAACCGGCGAGGUGAAGUUUCAGAACGUGUGCUUCAGCUACACUGAGGGGAAUGUGAUUCUCAGGGGUAUAUCGUUCACUGUGAUGGCCGGCCAGACUGUUGCUCUGGUGGGCCCGUCUGGUUCAGGUAAAAGCACUAUCCUCCGUCUGCUGUUUCGCUUCUAUGACGUCCAGGGAGGAUGCAUCCGUAUUGAUGAGCAGGAUAUAUCCAGGGUGACCCAGACCUCUCUCCGCUCCUACAUCGGUGUGGUUCCUCAGGACACGGUGCUCUUCAAUGACAGCAUAAGAAACAACAUCCGGUACGGACGCAUUCCCGCUAGUGACCAGGAGGUGGAGGAGGCUGCCCUCACUGCGGACAUACACUACAAGAUCCUGUCACUACCUGAGGGGUAUGAGACCCAGGUGGGAGAGAGGGGUCUGAAGCUGAGUGGAGGAGAGAAACAGAGAGUAGCCAUCGCCCGUACAAUCCUGAAGGACCCCCGUAUUAUACUGCUGGAUGAGGCCACGUCAGCCCUGGACACACAGACAGAACGCAACAUCCAGGCUUCACUCUCCAAAGUCUGUGCCAACAGGACCACUAUAGUAGUAACACACAGAUUGUCGACCAUCGUUGGCUCAGACCAGAUCCUGGUAGUCCAUGAUGGCCAGAUUGCCGAGAGAGGGAGGCAUGAGGAGUUGCUGUCCCAGGGAGGUUUGUACUCUGCUAUGUGGCUGAAACAGCAGCACAGCACAGCCAAGACAGAAACAUACAACUCUAACCCAGAGGGUCAGCAGGCCACUACUCCCCACCACGGUCCCUGAGCCAGUAUCCCAGCACAGAGCUAACCUACAGCUGACCAGGGAACAGAGGAGCAGAUUGAGCCAGGAUAGAGCUCAACCAUCUGAAGGAAAAGAUUCAACUCAUAUUGUGGCAUUUUGGGCGGGUACGGCAAGGUUCUGAGGCGAGUUUCAAACUUAGCAUCCUAAGGUACAUUACUGCUGCUCCAAGAAAAGCUAGUUACACUAGACGGUAACUUUACAAAGCUAGUUACACUGGACGGUGACUUUACAAAGCUAGUUACACUAGAUGGUAACUUUACAAAGCUAGUUACACUAGAUGGUGACUUUACAAAGCUAGUUACACUAGACGGUGACUUUACAAAGCUAGUUACACUAGACGGUAACUUUACAAAGCUAGUUGCACUAGAUGGUAACUUUACAAAGCUAGUUACACUAGACGGUAACUUUACAAAGCUAGUUACACUAGACGGUGACUUUACAAAGCUAGUUACACUAGACGGUAACUUUACAAAGCUAGUUAUACUAGAUGGUAACUUUACAAAGCUAGUUACACUAGACGGUGACUUUACAAAGCUAGUUACACUAGAUGGUAACUUUACAAAGCUAGUUACACUAGAUGGUAACUUUACAAAGCUAGUUACACUAGAUGGUAACUUUACAAAGCUAGUUACACUAGAUGGUGACUUUACAAAGCUAGUUACACUAGAUGGUGACUUUACAAAGCUAGUUACACUAGAUGGUAACUUUACAAAGCUAGUUACACUAGAUGGUGACUUUACAAAGCUAGUUACACUAGAUGGCGACUUUACAAAGCUAGUUACACUAGAUGGUGACUUUACAAAGCUAGUUACACUAGACGGUAACUUUACAAAGCUAGUUACACUAGAUGGUGACUUUACAAAGCUAGUUACACUAGACGGUAACUUUACAAAGCUAGUUACACUAGAUGGUAACUUUACAAAGCUAGUUACACUAGACGGUGACUUUACAAAGCUAGUUACACUAGACGGUAACUUUACAAAGCUAGUUACACUAGAUGGUAACUUUACAAAGCUAGUUACACUAGAUGGCGACUUUACAAAGCUAGUUACACUAGAUGGUGACUUUACAAAGCUAGUUACACUAGACGGUAACCUUACAAAGCUAGUUACACUAGAUGGUGACUUUACAAAGCUAGUUACACUAGAUGGUGACUUUACAAAGCGAGUCACACUAUAUUUAAUGAUAACACGUGGUGUACGUGGGAAGUUAAAGCAGACUCUGGAUGAGCUGUGUCAAAAAGCCUCAGACCAAAGAUGAUGAAUUGUUGUUCAUCUGUGUGUUAGAGGAAACACGCCAACUGUAACUGUGAAUUCUACUGCUGUUUUAUUAAACUGAUCGUGACGGACAUUUAUUCAAGUCUUGAUCAGUUGCACAUCACCCAUAAGUACAUUGCAAUAAAUA
Oncorhynchus mykiss (rainbow trout) is the source of this 3403-nucleotide messenger RNA. The record is from RefSeq and is a predicted model, not a curated record. Lineage: Eukaryota; Metazoa; Chordata; Actinopteri; Salmoniformes; Salmonidae.